This is a messenger RNA of Paramuricea clavata, 431 nucleotides long. The record is from the annotation of a GenBank genome assembly. NCBI's taxonomy places the organism in Eukaryota, Metazoa, Cnidaria, Anthozoa, Malacalcyonacea, Plexauridae.
AUGGCGACUUUAGACCAAAAAAAUCUAAUCUUGAAAGAACUUGCCGAAGUUUUAGACAGCAAUUUUGGACAUAUUGAUGUCGAAUUAUUCAAAAAUGAAUUCAAGAACAACAACCUUAAGACCGGUUCGCGAUAUAGUAAAGACAUCAGGGAAUUCGCGAUAUCUCUAAACUUUUACAGUCCAAGAGCAUAUAAAUUUGUACGCAAAACGCUACAUUUACCGCAUCCUGCUACACUUCGAUCAUGGGCAGGGAAUGUUCCUUGCAAGCCAGGGUUCCUGACAAAUUUCAUAAAGAGUCUUACAAACAAAUUACACCUUAGUGGAGAGAAAGAGUGUGCUUUGAUCUUGGACGAAAUGUCCAUAAGAAAAGAAACGCGAUGCGACAAAAAGCAGUCCAAAUUUGUAGGCAAUAUCAACUAUGGCGAUGGGAG